AUGGCGUCAACCGGCUCUGCCCCCAAUGGCGGGACUCACGACCACGUCUUGCGGCCGAGGCCGAGGAAACCGCAGCACUCGCAGCUGAUAAGGACCCAAAGUAACACCUCGGUCGGCGAGAUCAACGGCUUGACGCCUCUAUCAGAGCCUGGCCAGACGAGCGGCAACACCAGCGGCCGCUCGACGCCUGUCCCCCACGAUGCCCUCCCCUCCGUCAAGAGUAUGUCCUCGGCGCGCAAGCAGGCCCGUGCCGAGCAGCGCCGCCGCAUCUUCCCCACGAUCGAGUUCGCCAGCCGUGUCUCCCAUUUCGACCCCAACUCCGACUACCGCGACUUCCACGGCUUCUUCAACCUCUUCUGGAUCGGCCUCGCCAUUAUGGCCAUCACCACCAUGCUGCGCAACAUCAAGGACACGGGCUACCCAAUGCGCGUCCAGAUCUGGACCCUCUUCACCGUCAAGAUCUGGCAUCUGGCCAUCGCCGACUUCCUCAUGGUCGCCACUACGCUUGUCUCUCUGCCCCUCCACCGCCUGUGGCGCAGAGCCCCCGCCAACGGCGCCUUCACCUGGAAGAACGGCGGCAUGGCCGUCCAGAGCGUCUAUCAGGUCCUCUGGCUCGCCUUCUGGAUCGCCAUUCCCUUCGUGCUCGACUGGACCUGGACUGCCCAGGUCUUCCUGCUCCUGCAUACCAUGGUGCUCCUCAUGAAGACCCACAGCUGGGCCUUUUACAACGGCCAUCUCAGCGAGACGGAGAAGCGCCUGCGCGCCCUCGACAACCCCUCGACCGCCUCCAAGGACCCCGUCUACCUCUACCCCACCCCCGACAACCCCAUGGGCACCGUCAGCAGCCCCAAGACGCGCGACUUCAGCGGUAAGGCCGCCUCGGCGGCCAGCAGCUCUGACGAGGACUCCGUUACCGCCGACGAGAUCGAGCAGCUCCGCGAGGACCUCGCGCAAGAGCUCACCUCCCCCAUGGGCAACAUCGCCUACCCUCGCAACCUGACGUGGGCCAACUACUUCGACUACCUUCUCUGCCCCACGCUCUGCUACGAGCUCGAGUACCCCCGAACCGCCCGUAUCGACUGGCAGAACCUCAUUUCCAAGAUCAUCGCCGUCUUCGGCUGCAUCUCCCUCCUCACCGUCAUCUCGGAGGAGUUCAUCCUGCCCAUCCUCACCGACGCCUCCCUCCGCCUCAACUCUACGCCCCCGCCCCCCAUCUCCGAGUCCCUCCUCAUCCUCGCCGAGAGCAUCUCUUGGCUCCUCUUCCCCUUCAUGCUGACCUUCCUCCUCGUCUUCCUCGUCAUCUUCGAAUACGCCCUUGGCGCCUUCGCCGAGAUCACUCACUUCGCCGACCGCCAUUUCUAUUCGGACUGGUGGAACUCGACCGACUGGAUGGAGUUCUCGCGCGAGUGGAACAUACCCGUCUACAGCUUCCUGCGCCGCCACGUCUACAGCGCCAGCCGCCCCUACAUCGGCCGUAUCCCCGCCACCGUCAUCACCUUCCUCAUCUCCGCCGUCGGCCACGAGAUCGUCAUGGCCUGCAUCACCAAGAAGCUCCGCGGCUACGGCUUCAUCUGCCAGAUGCUGCAGCUGCCCAUCGUCGUCCUGCAGCGCACCAAGCUCGUCCGCGGUAAGAAGACGCUGAACAAUGUGUGCUUCUGGUGCUCCAUGGUCAUGGGGUUGAGUAUGAUUUGCGCUCUUUAUGUCUUGGUCUAG
This is a messenger RNA of Colletotrichum graminicola M1.001, 1713 nucleotides long. RefSeq names its product MBOAT family protein. The record is from RefSeq and is a predicted model, not a curated record. Gene Ontology annotation, cellular component: endoplasmic reticulum membrane. The coding region runs from base 1 to 1713 and encodes 570 amino acids. The transcript is spliced from 3 exons. Gene Ontology annotation, biological process: ergosterol metabolic process. Gene Ontology annotation, molecular function: ergosterol O-acyltransferase activity. Lineage: Eukaryota; Fungi; Ascomycota; Sordariomycetes; Glomerellales; Glomerellaceae.